Messenger RNA from Cherax quadricarinatus, 4077 nucleotides. It is a transcript of the gene Aldh-III, whose product is annotated as Aldehyde dehydrogenase type III. Lineage: Eukaryota; Metazoa; Arthropoda; Malacostraca; Decapoda; Parastacidae. Gene Ontology annotation, molecular function: aldehyde dehydrogenase (NAD+) activity. Gene Ontology annotation, biological process: aldehyde metabolic process. The record is from RefSeq and is a predicted model, not a curated record. Gene Ontology annotation, cellular component: cytoplasm.
GGGUGGAGGAUGAUAGUGGAGGGAGCCUGGUAGAGCCUGGAAGAGCCUGGUAGAGCCCGGGGUGCCUGGGGAAGGUCCGGAGUGAAGAAGCAGUGAUACAGCAGCUGUUGAAGUUUCAGCAUAAUGGCAGAGAAGAUGACACAUUAUGAGCAGGUUGUUCAUAAGGCUCGUGAGGCCUUUAUGUCUGGUAAGACAAAAGAUGUUUCAUUUCGGAAACAGCAGUUAAAGGCCCUCAAACUCAUGUAUGAGGAGAAUGAGGCUGCAUUUUGCAAAGCAUUGGCUAAAGACCUCAAUAAGCCAAAACAAGAGUCCAUUUUGCUUGAAUUGAAUCUUCUGAUAGAUGAUCUAAGGCAUAGUCUUGCCCGUAUUGAUGAGUGGGUGAAACCAGAGACAACACCAACCAACAUUGUAACCAUAUUUGACAAGACUUUGAUUUUUCAUGACCCAUAUGGUGUUGUACUUAUUAUGGGAGCAUGGAACUACCCAGUUCAGCUUUGUCUCCUGCCAUUAUCAGGUGCUAUAGCUGCUGGUAACUGUGCCAUCAUCAAGCCGUCAGAAGUUUCAUCUGCAACAGCAGAAACAAUUGCUGAGCUCAUCCCCAAGUAUCUGGAUAACGAAUGCUUUCAAGUUGUGUGUGGAGGAGUUUCAGAGACCACAGAGUUGCUGAAGCAACGUUUUGACUACAUUUUUUACACGGGAUCACCUCAAGUUGGCAAAAUUGUGAGAGAUGCUGCCAAUAAGUAUCUUACUCCUACUACUCUUGAGUUAGGUGGUAAAAGUCCACUCUACAUUGAUGAGAGCGUUGACAUGGAUAUUGCAGUUCGACGCAUUUUGUGGGGAAAGUGUAUUAAUGCUGGCCAAACUUGUAUUGCACCUGAUUACGUUCUGUGUUCUAAGCAAGUACAAAACAAGUUUGUGGACAAGGCACGGGAGGUUCUCCAAGAGUGGUAUGGGGAUGAUCCUAAGAGUUCUCCUGAUCUUUGCAGGAUUGUGUCUGAAAAGCAUGUGGAGCGACUAGCAGAGUAUCUUAAGGAUGGCAAAGUUGUAAUUGGUGGGGAUGUGAAUAAAGAAGAAAAAUGGGUAUCUCCUACCAUUUUAGUGGAUGUCUCUCCCAAAAGCAAGGUGAUGACUGAAGAAAUAUUUGGACCCAUUCUGCCCAUUAUGAAUGUUGAUUCUCCAUAUGAUGCUAUCAAGUUUAUCAAUGACAGAGAGAGACCCCUGGCUCUGUACAUAUUUACGAACCAUUAUGACCUAGUUGAUAUUUUUAUGGAGCAAGUUCCCUAUGGUGGUUGUACAGUUAAUGAUGUGAUUUUCCAUGCAGCAGUUCAUGAUUUGCCGUUUGGUGGUGUUGGCAACAGUGGAAUGGGUUGUUACCAUGGAAAAGCUUCAUAUGAUACAUUUACCCAUCGCAAAUCUUGCCUUGUUCGAAACUACAACAAGAUUGCUGAUGCCAUUGGAAAGAAGCGUUAUCCACCAUACUCUGAAAAGAAUAUGAACUUUCUUGCUAGUAUGUUGAAAGAGCAUUCAUUACCCAGCUUCAGGAUGCUGCCAUAUGUCAUUGCCUUUGGUCUUGGUGUUGUUUCAGUAUUUGCAGUCAGCAAAAUUGCUAAGGGUGAUUUGCGUGAAUGGAUGAAUCGUAGAGUGGGCGCAGCUAUUGAGUUAAUUCGUAAACCUCAGACUUAGGUCACACUCACAAAUUACCUUGCAUUACAUAUUUUUACAGCCUUUCCAAGCUGUUGCUGGUGAAGAUGACACAGACAUCUAAGGAGUUUUUUAAAAGAAAGUACUCCAUAUUUUUAGUAAAUUUUUCUGUUAAAUGAAAGGGCAUAGCUAGCUUGCUUUAGAGACUUUUGAUACAAGUCGUUCAAUAAGAACAAUAACUGAAGUGUUUAUAGAUAAAAUAAGUUUGGAUUUAUUGAACAAUAAUGCAUUUGCUUACUUUUGUGCAAAACUAACAAUAUCUCAUACUUACAGCUGUAAUAGCCAAUUACAUAAAAAGCCUUAACAAUGUAUGUAAAUGUUAGAUUGUUUUGAGUUUUCAAGUGCAUGAUUGUCUUAGACGUUUAUUUUCUUUUUCUUAUAGAAGUCUUGCAUUCCCAAUACCACUAAAAUUUUAAUUUUUACACUUCGGAAUAGUUAAGGAAAGUUUAUCAAUACAAAACUAGAGGAGAGUAUAUUAUAAUAUAUGAUAGUGAAUUGUUGGAGAUGCUAUGGGAAGGUUGAAUAAAAUUAAGAUUGCCUUUUUUAUACUAUAGUGUAAUCCCUCCAUCUCUGCCACUUUUCUAACCACAAAUUGACCUUUCCAAAAGUUUUAUUAUUCAGCCAUCUGCAAGAUGGACUUUCUGAGAUAUGAUGAGCUAAUAUUAGCUCAUUCACAUUGCCUGAAAUUGUGGAUCUGCAACUUGUGUAUGUUCAGCCACAGCUCAUGUAUACUAUGGUAUGUCAUCACAUCAUGCAAGGUGCUAAUAUAGACAGACCAUGCUGUACCAUAACAUAAAGAUCUUUAAAAAAAAAAAAAUUCUGGGGCAGCAUUAUUUUUUUUUCCAAAUUAUGAUUUUUUCAGCACUUUUUGGUUUCAUCAUUUUUGGGCAGCCAUUAUACUCUAGUGGCCAUCCAUUCUACCUCUUACUGAUCCAAACUGUAUUGACAGUGUUUAGGAGUAAAUGUGUGACUUUUGAUUUGCACUUAAUCAAUUUUCAGCUUACUUGCAGUGGGUUUUUCUCUUGAUGUAAAUUCUGCAAUGGUUGUGUAUACUGGUGACUAAGCAAGAUGAAUAUAUUAGUGUGAAAAGAGUAUUCCUACUUAAUAGUAUAGGUGUGGGCAGUGUAGGACCUUCACUGGUGUGAGCAAUAAAAUUAACUAGAAUUGCAAAGAAAAUUGGAGCAUGGAGUUAGUAUUUCUUAUGUCAUGGUAGUAUGUUGAUGGAAGAGCAACUGUUUAUGGUGUGAAGGCUAAGAGAAAUAAACUUCUUCACUUUAAUGCUUGAAGUUAGUGUUAAAGCUCUCUGGGAAGGAGGUUUACAGGGGGCACCUUUAAACCAAGAAUACUAAUGAUACUUCAUAUGAAUGGUUAUAUCAGUGGCACAGUAGAAGUGUGCAUCUUUUGAGAAAGGUUUCUAAUAGUCAAGAGCUGGUUUUUUUACAAAGAACUGAAGAUAAAAAUUGAUCAUAGCUUCGGCUGGAUGUACAAGUUUAAUUAUAUGGUCUACAUCCUUUGUACUGUACAUAAAUAAAUAGGAAGUUGGAAGACAAUAACUGAUAGGUAAUGAUGAGUUUUUUGUUUCAUAAAAUUUGUGCACAUCUAAUUGUACAGUGCAUUACUGAAACUUUGGUUGUUCCUGAAAGCUCCUAGACUGAUGACAGUAAAUUCUCUUUGACCUAUAACUAUUAUUUUUCAAGUCGUAAAUAGCAGUAUAUUAUUUUUCAACACAUGGCAAUCUCCCACCUAUUAAUUAUUCAUUUGUACUACAACUGAUCCAAAAUAGGACAAAUGAGCUUAACAGUACUCUGGGUACAUAGGUGUGAAAGUGCAUUACCUCUGUUCUUUUCAAUCUGUAUACAUAUGUUCCAUUCCUUGGAAUUCACCCUCCCAUAAUUUUUCUUGUAAUGCAUUCCUUGUGAAUACUGAGGGGACUACAGUACUGUAUAUCCCAGUGUAAUAAGUUGUGGAAAGGUUGCAAUAUUUCCAUUUGUUAAGUUAUAUACAUAAACAGAGAAACUAUUAUUCAAGAAAUGUUAUAUAGUUUAGUGUACUGUACUGUAGUAACUAUAUUUUAUAUACCAAUUUAUGGAGCUAUAGAUUAGGACACUUCUCAUAAUUAGUCACUAGAUACAUGAUUUUAUUUCAUGGAUGUGUUGUAUAAACUUGCUUACAAGUCAGGAAGAAAUUUUUGAUUUUGUAAAGUGGUUUUUGAACUAAAGGUGAGACACAUUUGUGAAAACAAGAUGUGUAUUCAUAAAAGCAAGUUUGUCAAAUAUGAGUGAAAUGUUUUUCUCAUUAACCUUUAUCUUGGUGACUGAUAAAACACAUUUUUUUGUAUUACACAUGUAUUAAAAAUAAAGUAUAAUGCAAAAUAUU